UAUCGAUAUGUUUAAGUGUUAUCGCUUGCCCCAGCCAGUGCUGGCUAACGCCCUUCUUGUCAUUUGCAGUUUCAUUAAUAUUGUUUUGUCCAUCCUGUUCCAAUUAGAAUCGAACUAGGCUCGUGACAAAAUGUCGUAUGGACAAGGCUAUAAUCCAUAUGCCCAGCCCGGUGGCUAUGCCCCGCCGCCCGGAGCAUUUCCGCCGCAGAAUGCACAGGUUUCUCCGCAGGCACAGCAAUGGUUCGCCAUGGUGGACCGCGACCGAUCUGGAAAGAUCAACGCCUCCGAGUUGCAGGCGGCCCUGGUGAAUGGGCGUGGCGAUCACUUCUCGGAUAAUGCCUGCAAGCUGAUGAUAAGCAUGUUCGACAACGAUGCCAGUGGAACCAUCGAUGUUUAUGAGUUCGAGAAGCUUUACAACUACAUCAACCAAUGGCUGCAAGUGUUCAAGACCUACGACCAGGACUCCUCUGGACACAUCGAAGAGCAGGAACUAACUCAAGCCUUCACCCAGAUGGGCUUUCGAUUCUCGCCCGACUUCAUUAACUUCCUGGUGAAGAAGAGCGACCCCCAGGCCCACAAAGAGGUGUCCGUGGAUCAGUUUAUAGUGCUCUGUGUACAGGUGCAGCGCUUCACGGAGGCCUUCCGGCAGCGCGACACUCAGCAGAAUGGAACCAUCACCAUUGGGUUCGAGGACUUCCUCACCGUGGCCAUUGGCUGCUCGUACUGAAAGAAUUAUUCAAUGCAACCGCUCUCCGGGAAUGCAUAUCCACAGUCUUGCACACACACUGCAGCCAUCAGAGGAUGACCAUUAAUUCCGCGACUCGUGCAUUUUUCCUAAAAUUUCGAAGGUGUUAGCUUUUGUAAUGUUAUGUAAAUGAAUCACUCCACAGUCAUAUUGCAAUCUCCUGGUAUCAGAAUCAAAUUUCAAAAGUAUUUGUUAUCGCAGUUCGACUCAAUCAUAGUACAAAGUCUCUUGCGCCUAUUAAUAAACUAUACACACGUAUUUUAAAAAAUUAAAA
Messenger RNA from Drosophila yakuba, 1019 nucleotides. RefSeq names its product peflin (gene Pef). Bases 131 to 727 code for a protein of 198 amino acids. Gene Ontology annotation, molecular function: calcium ion binding. The transcript is spliced from 5 exons. The record is from RefSeq and is a predicted model, not a curated record. Lineage: Eukaryota; Metazoa; Arthropoda; Insecta; Diptera; Drosophilidae. Gene Ontology annotation, biological process: COPII vesicle coat assembly.